GGCGGGCCCUGCUGCCAGCCCCGGCCUCAGUGGGAUCUGGUUGCAGAGGGCCGUGAGGACGACAUGCUGGUGGACUGGUUCAAGCUCAUCCACGAGAAGCACCUGCUGGUGCGGCGGGAGUCCGAGCUCAUCUACGUCUUCAAGCAGCAGAACCUGGAGCAGCGCCAGGCCGACGUGGAGUAUGAGGUCAGGUGCCUCCUCAACAAGCCAGGUGAGUGCAGCCUCGUGCCCUCGGGCGCCACCCAGGCCUGGGACACGGGAGCCGGCCUGUCCUUCCCCUCCAGGCUGGGCAGUGGACGGACAGCGCCCUGAAGGGGUCACACCCACUGUGGGAACAGGGCCGGGGAGAGGGCUGGGAGGCGCCGUCUGGUUGCAUCAGGUUAUAAACAGGCUGAGCCAGCAGGGGAGUGUGGACACAUGUUGUCGGAGAUGACUGGCCCACAGAGCACCAAGCUCAGGAACAGACUGUGGCUGCCCCCCUCCUGGGACGUGUGGGGGGGCGGAUUCCCCGGGGGCGGGGCUCAGGCUCCAGAGCCCAGGGCUGCUCUGAUGAGUGGAUGACAGCAG
Molecule: messenger RNA, 567 nt
Organism: Myotis brandtii (Brandt's bat)
Lineage: Eukaryota; Metazoa; Chordata; Mammalia; Chiroptera; Vespertilionidae
Product: MICAL-like protein 1
Exons: 2
Coding region: 64-312 (82 amino acids)
Source: RefSeq, a predicted model, not a curated record